AAUUCUUUUAUGGGUUUAUUUAUUUUAAGAUGCUGUAAAUAGAGGACUCAGACUGAGUAAACAAAAGAAAAUAAAUGAUAAUGUUGUUUUCACAAAAACAACACUAUCAGUUUUGUUCAAAUUUGACAGACUCAAAACACACUCUCUCUCUGUGGCUUUGAAAACCAUAAAAAGACUCGUACAAAUCCACAACCAAUUCCCUGCCUAUACCCACCACCACCUUCUUCUUCUUCUCUGUUUCUCUGUAUUCAGAGAAAGAAAAAACAAAAAAAAGAAAAGAAAAUGGGUCAUGAAUGCAAUCGAUUCCAUCAUCAUAAUCCCCUCUAUAUCCAUCACAGGAAUACAUUCCUACCCAUGUUAUGUUCAAGGCCUUCAAUCAAAGAUGUCAAGCUUCCAAACUGGGAAAAUCGCUCGGCUUCUUUUUCCGACGAACCUUUAUCACCCAAAAUCGGUUGCAUGGGUCAGGUUAAGAGGAACAACAAAGUCAUCGGCUUCCCUGCUUCUUCUCACAGGCUCACUCUCACCGGCUCCACCACCACCAACAACAACAACAUCAACAUUAAUGUCAAGUAUUCCAAGCUCAAGAGAUUGUUCUCCGGCAAGAAUCUCACUCCGGCAGCCACCGGUACCACCGCUGGGUGUGGAAGCCGGAGAAGGGUUGUUUUGAGUGGUGCAAAUGGGUCUAGAAAUGGAUGUAAUAGUAAUAAUGGUAAUGGUGAAAAUUGUAUUCCUACUAUCAUUGAUGUGGUUGAUUUGGAUCCUCCUCUGCCCGUGAUCAAGAAGGUACAGAAAACAGAGAAAGAAGGAGAGGUAGAUAGUCUUUGGAAAAGGAGAUCUGGUGGGGUCGCAUUGAAAAGUUUGCAGCUUCGACAAAUUCACCAUCCUAGACACCAUCUUCAACCCACUACUGUUUAAUGUGAAAAAAAUGGAAAGGUGGAGAAUUAGUUUGAUGAUGGAAAAAAGAGAGUUUGUAAAUGUUUUUCCUUUUUUUUUUUUUUUUUUUGGGGUUCCCAAUUUUAUGAGUAUUUGUUUGAUUUGGUUUUCCAAGAUAUAUAACAUGAUGUAUUUAGAUUACAUAUUGUUCAUAAAUCUAAUUUUGCUUAUCCCUCCAAAAAUGUUAUUUUUUGGUGAAUACCAAAUAUGUUAUCUUUCUCCCA
This is a messenger RNA of Ziziphus jujuba (common jujube), 1157 nucleotides long. RefSeq lists its product as uncharacterized. Lineage: Eukaryota; Viridiplantae; Streptophyta; Magnoliopsida; Rosales; Rhamnaceae. The transcript has a single exon. The coding region runs from base 283 to 915 and encodes 210 amino acids. The record is from RefSeq and is a predicted model, not a curated record.